UUAACAUUUGUACCAUGAUCAACGCAAAAAGGCUUAUUGAAAUGGCAAGAAAGUGGCAGAAAAUGGCAGCUAGAAAGCGCAAGAGAAUUUCAUACUCGAGGCGUCAAAUUGAUAUGCAUUCUGCAACAACAAACAAGGGUCACUUCGUGGUUUACAGCAUCGACCACAAACGAUUCGAGGUUCCUCUAAAGUACCUUAGCAAGAAGGUGUUUAAGGAGCUACUCAAGUGGUCCGAAGAGGAAUUUGGGUUAUCAUCUAAUGGACCUAUUACGUUACCUUGUGAUAGCCUCUUCUUGGACUACGUAAUUUCUUUGGUUCGUGAACGCAUUUCCGAAGAUGUGGAAAAGGCUUUGAUCACUUCAUUGGUUGCAUGUCACCACGAGGCAUCAUCACCAUCGUCUUUUAAUGGUCUUGGGCAGGGUCGUAACGGCCAAAUGAUUAUUUUUGGCUUUUGAACCCAUUUUCAUUCUUGUGUUUACAAAGUUACAAAUUUAAUUUGUAGAGCCUCUAUUGCUUUCUUCUGAUCGAUGCUUCAGAAAUCAGAACAAAUUUUUGUAAUUAAAUAUGAGAACAAUGUACAAUUUCUCUCUUCUUUUUAUUUUUUCUACCUUCUGAAACCGAUUUCCUUAAUCUUAUUGUGAUAUGAUCCAUACAUAAAUCAUAAAUCCUAAAUUUAUCUAAAAAAAAGGUCAUCUUUUAUAUCCUAGACAAACUAUUUACAUCAAGUAAUACAAGUAAAUUUUCCCUACCAAGUACUUGUAUAUAUGA
This is a messenger RNA of Cajanus cajan (pigeon pea), 768 nucleotides long. Its product is annotated as auxin-responsive protein SAUR68. NCBI's taxonomy places the organism in Eukaryota, Viridiplantae, Streptophyta, Magnoliopsida, Fabales, Fabaceae. Gene Ontology annotation, biological process: response to auxin. The record is from RefSeq and is a predicted model, not a curated record.